Messenger RNA from Lolium rigidum, 724 nucleotides. RefSeq lists its product as uncharacterized. The record is from RefSeq and is a predicted model, not a curated record. The coding region runs from base 53 to 424 and encodes 123 amino acids. The transcript has 2 exons. NCBI's taxonomy places the organism in Eukaryota, Viridiplantae, Streptophyta, Magnoliopsida, Poales, Poaceae.
UCUAGAAGCUCAUUCGAUUCAGGUUUCCCCAAUCCAGAAGCUCACCAGAUCCAUGGCGUCUUCUUCAUCCUCUCAACCUGCGACGCAGGACAACACGCCGCUCCCUCUCAUCCUGUGCCAUACUUGUGGCAACACAGUUCUCACCAAGGACGCGUUCAAGGGCACCAGACCCGGUGUUAGGUACUACAAGUGCCCUCUCUUCAGUAGCGGCCUUUGCGUUUUCUUCGGGUGGAGGGAGGGAUACGCUGGACUGCUCGGGGCGAACGGGGGACUGACUGCUGCGGCCGGGUGGGCAAGCUGCUCCGGCCAUCAACAACCAGGAAGUCGCUCGACUGAAUCUUUUCGUGUCCCUGACAAACACAGUCGGGAUGCUGAUUGUGUUGGCGCUGAUCCUCGCCCAGAUCAGAUGUCAAGCUACAAGUGAAGCACGCAGCCGUUCCAUUAGGGCGCAGUAUGCCAUCUCUGCUAAGCACCAAGUGUAGUAUGUAGUGUAUGCUGGUCGAAAUUAUCACAGACUAGUCAUGUGUACCUAAUAGUGUUCCUGUUUAGGGUAGUCCGAGAUCUGCAGUAUCGCCGGUGAAGGCUAAAAUGCAAUUAUGUAGUUUAGGCCGCCGCCAUUGACUUGUACCGCGGGUCCAUUAGUCGCCCCAACCGUCCCCCCGUUAGGGACCACCGUUUUCUCUCCGUCGAAGAAUCAUUAACCAUGCGGGACCCAUCACUGCUA